AUGUGCAUAUUGGAGAACGAGAGAGAGAGGAAAAAGGAGGCGAAAAAGACGAAGAGGAAGGUGAGCAAGGCAGAGAAGGGUAAGAAGGUAGACGGCGGUAGCAAAGUCAGUGGAAUGGAUAGUGAAGGUAGAAGCGGAUUCGGAGGUGGGUUUGGAAGAGAACGGAAUGUCAGGGUGGAGAAGAAAUAUGUCAAAGUGGAUGGAGGUGGAAUUGGGAGUAAAGAUGACUGGGAGGUGGGGAUGCCGCCGAAGACGAUUGAGCAAUACCAGAAGGAUUUGAAAGAGCUGAGCGAGAGUGUUGGAAAGGGUAAAGGAAAAGCUACGAGCCUUUGA
Alternaria triticimaculans is the source of this 333-nucleotide messenger RNA. RefSeq lists its product as uncharacterized. The transcript has 2 exons. The record is from RefSeq and is a predicted model, not a curated record. Lineage: Eukaryota; Fungi; Ascomycota; Dothideomycetes; Pleosporales; Pleosporaceae. The coding region runs from base 1 to 333 and encodes 110 amino acids.